Gopherus evgoodei (Goodes thornscrub tortoise) is the source of this 1678-nucleotide messenger RNA. RefSeq names its product GSG1 like 2 (gene GSG1L2). Bases 173 to 1081 code for a protein of 302 amino acids. The record is from RefSeq and is a predicted model, not a curated record. The transcript is spliced from 5 exons. Gene Ontology annotation, cellular component: plasma membrane. NCBI's taxonomy places the organism in Eukaryota, Metazoa, Chordata, Testudines, Testudinidae.
UCUGCUUGUCAUCUUAACUGCCAAACUGGUACAAUUCACUGGUGGAAAUCCAGAACUGAAGAGUGAAUUUCAGUGAAUGCUUCCCCAUACAACCAGAUGAAAAGCAUUAUCACUGGCUUUUUCAGCACACUUUAACGCUGAUGCUGGCCCUGCAAGUGGGCAGAUUUCAGACAUGGGCAUGGACAGACGGCAGAGAGCCUCAGCAGCACUCUCGCUCAGUUUUCUCUCAUUAAUCUUCUCUAUCACGGCAUUUAGCAGCAGUUACUGGUGUGAAGGGACAAGAAAAGUUGCAAAACCUUUCUGUACAGAUCAGGAGAAAGGGACUCACUGCAUCCGCUUCAAUAGCUCUGAUCUGAACAAUAGCAACGCCGUUCAAUAUAUCUGGGAGACAGGCGAUGACAAGUUCAUUGACCGAAAGUUUCAUGCUGGCAUCUGGUAUUCAUGUGAGGAGAUUAUUAAUGGGGAAGGUGAGAAAUGUAGAAGUUUUAUCAGUCUGACUCCACCUGCAGAUCGAGGUGUUUUGUGGCUGUCUAUUGUAGCAGAGCUACUCUAUAUCAUUUUGCUGCUAACUGGAGCCACUUUGAUGUCAAUCGAAGUGUGCUGCUACACUACAGUCAUUGAUGGGUUAAAGCUCAACGCCUUUGCUGCGAUAUUCACUGUACUAGCAGGUCUCUUUGGCAUGGUCGCUCACAUGAUGUACACAACUGUAUUUCAAAUGACUGUCAACCUAAGUCCAGAAGACUGGAGACCACAGAUGUGGGAUUAUGGCUGGUCCUAUUGCCUUGCAUGGAGUUCCUUCGCUUGCUGUAUGGCUGCCUCUGUCACCGCCAUUAACAGAUACACAAAAACUAUGUUGGAAUUCAAGCACAAACGAAAAAAGCUGGAGAGAAGUUUAAAGAAUAAAUGCAAGUGUCCAGAUCCUGGAGUUCCAGGGAAAGCUUGGAAUAUGUAUGUCAGCUCUUUUCAUAAUACUACAGAGGACUUGGUGCAUCAGUUAAAGAACAUACAUAAUCCAGCCAGCAUUUCAGUGUUUGUAGAUUUAAACAAUAUCUCUGAGCAACACUGUGAGGAGUAUUGCUAAAUAUGUUCCAUAAUAUUAUUAAUUAAAAAAUGUAUCUGUGUAGCAUUAUUUAUUUUUCGUAAAGAGAACUGCUUUUAUCAAUGCUUCAAGCAACACAUAGUGUUUAUGGAGCUGAUCCAGAUAGAAUGGUUCACAAAAGGCAAUAAGCCAUAUUCACCAUUGUCCUGCAUCUUGUACAGUCAUUUACACAUGUGCAAAGUGGGUGUGAACACUACUACAUUGGCAUAGCACUGGCUUACACCCACUUUACUAGUGGAAAUAACAACACCAGGACAACAAAGAAUCUGGCCCACAAUUGGGUCCACAGUUGGAAUAGGUUAUUUAUUAUUAAAGAUGCAACCUCCCAGCCAAAUUCAGCAUAUUUCAGGCUACACUGAUUAGUUUAACCAUGUGACGGAGGUCCCGGAGAGCCACACUGAGGUAACUCAAAUAGGAUAAACUGUAAGGAAUGGGGCAGACAAUCCCCAAAGUUGGUGGAUAUUCCAAUACUUAGAUUUACCAAGCCAGCACAAAACAGCUUCUAGAAUACCGUACUAGUUACCCAGAAACCAGCAACAGAGUUCCCUUUAAGUAACCCAGCCUUAGGCCUCCAUCCAG